AUGACUUUCUUCAUUUAUCUUUCUUUCUUUUUUCUUCUUCCUUCCUUUCUUUCUUUCUUUCUUUCUUUCUUUCUUCCACUGCCUAAUUUACUUUUUUUUUUUUUCACUUCUCGCUUCAUUUCUCUAAUUUCUCUUCUUCUGUUUUUUUCUUCCUUCGAAAUCUGUUUUUUCUCUCUUUCGUUUCUUUUUAAAUACUUUUCUAUUUCUCUGCUCUUCCCUGGCCUUCAUCUAAUUUACACCACCCCUCUAAUGGAUAAAUCCGUUUUUAUACCCGCCAUCCUUCAUCUCAUCUUUGCUGUUCACCUUCAAGAUGAUAAUGAGCAACACGAGACGAACAUCUGUCAUGCUGAUAAAUGGUCUUUAACACUAGAUGAAGAGUAUCAUAGAAUGAAGGUGGCGGGGGAGUCUCUCUAUGCAAUGCAUGUCCAUCAUGGAGCGCACAACACUAUAACUUCUUUUAUCGUCGACAGAUUCUUGUUUCUGCUCUCUUUCCUACCUUUUAUCUCCUCGGAACUAUACUGUCUAUUUUUUCUUUCUUUCUUUCUUUCUUUCUUUCUUUCUUUCUUUCUUUCUUUCUUUCUUUUAACUCCUCUCAUUUCUUUCUUUCUUUCUUUCUUUCCUUUCCUUUCCUUUCUUUAUUCCUUUUUUCUUUUAACACUUGUCUGUCCCUUCUUUGCUAUAGCUACUACCUUAUCUGUCCCUUCUUGUCUCUCCACUCUCUAUAACUUUCUUUCUAUUUUCCUCCUUUCUUUCUUUCUUUCUUUCUUUCUUUCUUUCUUCUUAGUCUCUUGUCUGCCAUUUUUUUCCUACAGCUCUUUCCUACCUUUUAUCUCCUCGGAACUAUAUUGUCUAUAUUUUCUUUCUUUCUUUCUUUCUUUCUUUCUUUCUUUCUUUCUUUCUUUCUUUCUUUUGACUCCUGUCCAUUACUUCUUUGUUAUAGCUCCUUCUUUAUCUGUUCCUUCUCGUAUCUCUCUCUCUCUCUAUUUAACUUUCUUUCUUUCUUUCUUUCUUUCUUUCUUUCUUUCUUUCUUUCUUUCUUUCAUUUUAUUGUCAUUCCUAGUAGCUCCUUUUUCUAUAGAUUUCUUUCUUUCUUUCUUUCUUUCUUUCUUUCUUUCUUUCUUUCUUUCUUUCUUUCUUAUGGCUGCUGUCUCUAACUUCCUCCUUUUUCUAUUCACAGAACAACACUCUCAAUAUCUUCUUUCUUUAAAACAUAAAUACUUUAUGUCCUUACAAUACCACCUUACGUCUACCCUUCUUCUUUCCAGAGCUUUUUACUUUUUUUUUUUCUUCUAA
Molecule: messenger RNA, 1293 nt
Organism: Acanthosepion pharaonis
Lineage: Eukaryota; Metazoa; Mollusca; Cephalopoda; Sepiida; Sepiidae
Source: the annotation of a GenBank genome assembly